Molecule: messenger RNA, 893 nt
Organism: Boleophthalmus pectinirostris (great blue-spotted mudskipper)
Lineage: Eukaryota; Metazoa; Chordata; Actinopteri; Gobiiformes; Gobiidae
Gene: ciao2b
Product: cytosolic iron-sulfur assembly component 2B
Exons: 5
Coding region: 127-600 (157 amino acids)
Biological process (GO): iron-sulfur cluster assembly
Cellular component (GO): cytosolic [4Fe-4S] assembly targeting complex
Source: RefSeq, a predicted model, not a curated record
GUGGCCAGAAGAAGUUCAGUCACCGGAAAUGGUCUUGUUGUGAAAUUCCGUUCAUUUUGCUGCUCACCUUUUUUUUUUUAAAAAUUAUUAUUAUUAGCGCAUUUAUCAAGUUUUAAACCGGCUAAAAUGUCUAGUCGGUUAGAAAACGCAAAUCCUGUGAUAUUCCAGCGGUCCGGAGAGCGACUGCUGACGGCGUCGGAGGAGGACGAAGACGUACACGACCCGAUAGACGAGAGAGAAAUAUUUGAUUUGAUCAGAUCCAUCAAUGACCCAGAACACCCCCUGUCUCUGGAAGAGCUCAAUGUGGUGGAGCAAUUGCGUGUGAAAGUGGAUGAUGCAGGAAGCACUGUAGGCAUUGAGUUCACGCCCACAAUCCCUCACUGUAGUAUGGCGACACUCAUUGGAUUAUCUAUUAAGGUCAAGCUGCUGCGGUCCCUACCAGAGAGAUUUAAAAUUGAUGUCCAUAUCACACCUGGAUCUCACGCGUCAGAGGAUGCAGUAAACAAACAACUUGCGGACAAAGAAAGAGUGGCAGCAGCACUGGAGAACUCAUCGCUGUUGGAAGUGGUCAACCAGUGUCUGUCCACACGAAACAUUUAAGAGCAAGUUGUCAAUUCAUGUGUCAAUGUGAUGUGUCAAUUCAUCGGAGUGAUUAUUGUCUACAUUAUUUUUUUCCUUUAGAGGAAAUCAAAUGAUGGUUGACUGUUCGUAGCUCCUUGUGACUGUUCACGACCUUUGGUGUGUUAGGGUAACAGUCUAAAGAUGAGUCUAGUUAUAUGUGAUUAAACUUUGAGAUGUAUUUAGUUCACUUUUUAUAUUAAUAUCACAAAUGUCUAUUAAUUAAUACAUUUAUGUACUUGGAUGCACGUGUACCAAUUAAAUUUUACAAUAUA